This is a messenger RNA of Penicillium brasilianum, 321 nucleotides long. NCBI's taxonomy places the organism in Eukaryota, Fungi, Ascomycota, Eurotiomycetes, Eurotiales, Aspergillaceae. The record is from the annotation of a GenBank genome assembly.
AUGGGACGAUUGAGUCGAUUUCUUGACGCUAUGGAUCAGUAUGGAAAGGUUAUCGAGGAAUUCCUGAAUGUCACGGACGUUUUGGCGUUUGUCUGGAUGAGGGCCUAUGAAGUUUCUAUUACUGCCAAUACAUUCAGUGAGGCUUUCAGCAAACUUCUUGAAACAUACCAAGUUAUUGGAGAAAGCCUGCCAUUGCUUGAAAAAUGCCAAGGGUUACUGGAGAAUACACCAUACGUGCGCCAGGCCCUGGAAUCCAUCUUCAACGACAUUCUUGAAUUUCAUGAGUACGCGCUUUGUUACUUCCAAAAGCCCAGUAAGUGA